This is a messenger RNA of Mitosporidium daphniae, 339 nucleotides long. RefSeq lists its product as uncharacterized. The transcript has a single exon. The record is from RefSeq and is a predicted model, not a curated record. NCBI's taxonomy places the organism in Eukaryota, Fungi, Microsporidia. Bases 1 to 339 code for a protein of 112 amino acids.
AUGGCCACGUAUGCAAAUUUAUUUUAUGCGCUCCGACAUAACUCACCUUUUUACGGCGUAUGUGUUUGGCAGAGUGAAAAUUGCGUUCGUUUUGGAGGCCGACUGCAUUGGCGACAAAUCAACGUGCUCCUUCAAGUUGGCCUUAUAUCUGUUCUUCACCAAUACGAACCACCUUCCCAUUCUAUCGCCACAGGUGAUAAACCCAUCCAAAGAUAUUUUAUCGCUGUCUUGUAUGGAGGAUUUUUCGGCCAUAAAGCUUGUGGCCAAGCACACGCGCACGUGCAGCGUGUAUUACCAGUCGGACCUUGCAUUUCUAACAUUUGGCACGCUGAUCAAUGA